Labrus mixtus (cuckoo wrasse) is the source of this 947-nucleotide messenger RNA. It is a transcript of the gene rasd3, whose product is annotated as RASD family member 3. Lineage: Eukaryota; Metazoa; Chordata; Actinopteri; Labriformes; Labridae. The record is from RefSeq and is a predicted model, not a curated record. The transcript has a single exon. Gene Ontology annotation, molecular function: GTP binding; GTPase activity. The coding region runs from base 116 to 751 and encodes 211 amino acids.
UGCAUAUAAAUGCUUAAAGGUGAGAUCUGAGCAUCAUCGGUGGAAGCAGGAUUCAGUUAACAGUAGUCGAAUACUCUUGGACUGGACACCCGCCAGCUCAACAGAUCACAUAAGCAUGUCUCCAUCAGGGCGUCCAAACACGGUCCGGCUGGUGUUCCUCGGGGCAGCUGGAGUCGGCAAGAGCGCGCUCAUCCGCCGCUUCCUCCACGAUCGCUUCGAGCACAAGUACACGCGCACAGUGGAGGAGCUUCACGUGCUGGAGUGUGACAUGUCCGGGUCUGGGAAGAUGCGUCUGGAGAUCCUGGACACAGCCGGGAGCUACUCGUUCCCGGCCAUGCGCGAGCUAUGCAUCCGGCACAGUGACGCGUUCGCCCUCGUGUACGCCGUGGACGACCCCGGGUCCCUCGACGAGGUGAAGCGGCUCCGUCACGAGAUUCUGGAGCUGCGGGUCGGCAAGAAGGCGCCCAUCACUGUGGUUGGCUGCAAGUCGGACCUGACCGAGACGGAGGGUCGUGUCCUCCGGACGGCCAACGUCAUGGCCACAGUGGAGGGUGAGUGGGAUGCGGCCUUCGUGGAGGCGUCCGCGCGCACAGGUGGAAACGCGGUGGGAGUGUUUAGCUCGUUGUUGCAACAGAUGCAGGUGCCACACCGACUGAGCCCAGCGGUGAGGAGGCGCAGAGACACGGAGCCCAAAGCGGCAGUGAAGAGGAGACCUCCACUGAAGAAGAACCACAGCUGUGUCCUGUCAUAGAACAUUUUAUGUGAUGAAAAUGAACUCUGCAUCUGGACUGCUGAUCUCCACGUUUUGCUGGUCAUCACUGAUGGAGAUUUGGAAGGAAGGUCCUUUAAUAGGCCUAUAUGAAAUUAUAAGUAUAGGUGAUUAAUGCCUGAUGUAGGCUAUUAUAGCCUAAAGGAUUCAUGUUCAAGCUUCACGUUUUAUGUAGGCU